Molecule: messenger RNA, 883 nt
Organism: Brassica oleracea var. oleracea
Lineage: Eukaryota; Viridiplantae; Streptophyta; Magnoliopsida; Brassicales; Brassicaceae
Product: histone acetyltransferase of the MYST family 1
Biological process (GO): regulation of DNA-templated transcription
Molecular function (GO): histone acetyltransferase activity
Source: RefSeq, a predicted model, not a curated record
AUGCAUGUUCUGAUAUGUGCUUUUAGAGGAAUACAAAGACUGUGUGAAGCUCUUUUUUCGAGGAAAUGUGAUCUGAAGCAUCCCCCUGGGGAUGAAAUCUAUCAAAGCUCGAUCUUGUCAGUGUUUGAGAUAUAUGGCAAGGUCUAUGCGCAGAACCUCUGUUAUCUGGCAAAGUUAUUUCUUGACCAACAAACUCUUUACUACGACGUCGAUUUGUUCAUGUUCUAUAUUAUGUGUGAAUGUGAUGAUCGGGGGACGCGCCACAUGGUUGGAUACUUUUCAAAGGAAAAGAAUUCAGAAGAAGCGUACAACUCGGCUUGUUCUAUCCUUACCCUUCCUCCAUAUCAAAGGAAAGGCUAUGGAAAAUUCUUAAUAGCCUUAUAUGAGUAUUCUUUCCAUCUAACUCUUGUUCUGCUCUCUCACAUCUCUCCACAAGCUCACUCUUCUCUUUUUUUUUUUUUUACUAAGUUGAUAACAACUUACCCAUUUUGUUGUGUUAUAUAGCAUACAAACUCUCAAAGAAAGAGGGAAAAGUCGGGACACCGGGGAGACCGCUAUCUGAUCUAGGCUUAGUGCGUUACAUUACAGGACUCUGAUUUUCUUAGACAUCCUCAUGAAAAAGCACAAGGGAAACAUAAUCAAAAUGCAGGAGAUGAGUGAUAUGUCAGCGUUGUUACAAAUAAAAAGAGUGAUAUGGCAGCGAUUAAAGCAUUAAGCACACUUCAGAGCUUGGAACUGAUACAGUAUAGGAAAGGACAACAUGUGAACUGUGCAGGCCGAGGUGGUCUUGAUGUAGACGUUAGCAAAAUGAUGUUGACUCCUUUCAGAGAGCAGAAUUAAGAGUAAGAGCCAUACAUUUCAAACUACAAUGUGUUUUUUAGGU